GCCGGAGCCGCGGGCAGCAUGGCCAGGGCGGCAGCCUCUUCGGCGCUGGAGGACUUGGACCUGAGCGCAGAGGAGGUCCAGCGGCUCACCUCGGCCUUCCGGGACCCGGAGUUCCGGCGAAUGUUCUCCGAGUACGCCGAGGAGCUCACGGACCCGGAGAACCGGCGGCGCUACGAGGCGGAGGUCACGGCGCUGGAGCGGGAGCGCGGCGUGGCCGUGCGGUUCGUGCACCCGGAGCCGGGCCACGUGCUGCGCACCAGCCUGGACGGGGCGCGGCGCGGCUUCGUGAACGUGUGCAGCAACCCGCUGGUGGGCGCGCCCCGCGGCCGGCCCGACGGCCAGUGGUCGCUGCCCUACAGCCUGGCGCCGGGCCGCGAGUACCUGGGGCGCCGCGGCGGCCGCUACACCGUCUACGACGUGGUCUUCCACCCGCGCGCGCUGGCGCUGGCCCGGCGCCACGAGCGCUUCCGCCGCAUGCUGGACGCCGCGGCCCUGGACGCCGUGGAGACGCAGUGCGGCGUGAAGCUGGACCGCACCAACGCCAGGACCCUCAAGAUCAAGUACAAGGGCACCCCGGAGGCCGCCGUGCUGCGCACGCCCCUGCCCGGGGCCGGCCCGGCGCGGCCCGACGGGGAGCCGGAGGGACCCCUCCCCGGCCUGCCCUACCCCUACCCGCCGCCGGCCCCGCGCCCGGCCGCCCGGGCCCCCGCGCCCGCCCCUCCGGCCGCCGGCCCGCCGCACGCACCCACCGAGCCCCGCUACAGCGUGGUGCAGCGCCACCACGUGGACCUGCAGGACUACCGCUGCGCCCGCGACUCGGCCCCCGGGCCCGUGCCCCACGAGCUGGUGGUCACCAUCGAGCUGCCGCUGCUGCGCUCGGCCGAGCAGGCGGCGCUGGAGGUGACGGGGCGGCUGCUGAGCUUGGACUCCAGGGCCCCCGACUACCGCCUGCGCCUCUCGCUCCCCUACCCCGUGGACGACGGCCGCGGCACGGCGCACUUCCACCGGGCCCGCCGGCAGCUGGUGGUCACGCUGCCCGUCGUGCGCCCCGCCCCGCGCCCCGCGCCGCCGGAAGAGCCUGCCCGCGCGCCCGGAACUGACGCACGGGGCCCGGAGGAGAAGGAGCAGGAGGAAGAGGAGGAGCAGAGGGGGGAGCAGGAGGAGCAGCAGCGGGAGGAGCGUGGGGAGCAGCGGGGGGAGCAGGAGCAGCGGGAGGAGGAGCUGGAGGAGGCGCAGGAGGAGGAGCGGGGAGAGCAGCGGGAGGAGCAGGAAGAGGAGCGGGGAGAGCAGCAGGAGGAGCAGGAGCAUCGAGAGGAGGAGGAGCAGGAGGAGGAGCGGGGAGAGCAGCGGGAGGAGCAGGAGCAGCGAGAGGGGGAGCGGGAGCAGCAGCGCGAGGAGCGGGGCCCAGGCGGGCCGGCAGUGUGGACUCCGGCCGUCGGGGAGGAGCCGCCCCCCGGAGCAAGGACCCCCCCCGGCGCUCCAUCCAGGGCUUUGGGCAGGGGCUCCGGUGCAGGAGGAGGAGACGCGCGCGGGGCCCGGGCAGGCGCGGGCGGGGAGCCCCCGGGUGCGGCCAUGGGUGGUCCCGGGACCGCCCGCCGGGAGCCCGUGUGUCCCCCUUCACAGUGCAGGCAGAACGAGGAGUCCGUGACUCUGCUGGUGCAGGUGCCUCGGAUCCAGCCGCAGAGUCUCCACGGGGACCUGAGCCCCCUCGGGUACCAGUUGCGCUUCUCCACCCGAGACUCGGCUUCCUACGCCUUGGUUCUGCGCUUUGCUCCGGAAAACACGUUGGGCCCCCGGGAGCCCGUGGUCAGCGUGUCCCUCGACAACGCGGUGAUAGAGCUGGCCAAGGCUCCAGAGUGCCGCGGGCACUGGACGGCCUGGUGGUACGGCUUAAACAGCGAUUCUUUGGAGGAAAGGUUGUUUGUCAAUGAAGAAAAUGUUAAUAAAGUUCUUGAAGAGGUCCUGAGUUUCCCAUCCACACAGACAGAGCCCCUAAUUCCACCAUUAAUCGAAGUUCUUCAGGUCACUGAGAGCAAGAUUCAAAUUCACGCAAAGUUGCAAGAAUGUAGUAACUCUGAGCAGCUUCAUGACAACGAAAGAGUCAAUGAAGGAAGUCACCUAACUGAAAAGGAAAGUACAGAACAUCCUCCCACCUCAGCGGCUGAUUCUGAUUCAUCUAGAGCACAAGUGCUGGAAACAGACAGCUGUGGUUCAGCUGCACGCUUGCAACAAGAGUCUCUUGGUAUUUCUCAAAUGCUAUUUGGAAAGUCUCAGCAACCCGAGUCAAAAAAGGAACCUGAAUUUAUAAGACAAAAAGGUGUUCUUUACUCAAAUGAGGAAAAAGAUAAUUUAAAAGAACCAGUAAUAACUGAAGAGGAAGAGUUAGAUCACCUAUCUUCAUUAGUGAACAAAACUACAUUUCACGAUAGAUCUGGUUUUGACCACAUAAAGGAAACCAAUAUGCAGGAUGGUAGUGUGCAGAUUAUUAACGAUCAUGUGACUCACUGUGCAUUCAGUUUUCAGAAUUCUCUGCUAUAUGACUUGGAUUAAUUCUAUAUAAUUUUAGAAUUUAUAAAAAAGUUUUGGACUUACAUUAGAUUCUUUCUGUUAACUACUAUCUUAAAACUAAAGGUAUUCAAGAAAGUAUAAAAUUACAAUUUGCAAUUUUGAUUCUAAUGGGGAAGUUGGAGAUAUUUUUUUGCAUGUAGAGUUUAUACAAAGCUUCCUUAAUUAUGGGGAUAAGUUUUGUGAUUCCUCUGAAAGAUGUGAAUUUUUCCUAAUGGGGAGUUAAACAUUUAGUGUUAAUACAACCUAUAUAUAUUUACUUCUGUGUUGAUUUUGGCUUCUUUUAUUUACCAUUAUUUUAAUAAAAUUUCAAAAUAAAUAUUCA
Molecule: messenger RNA, 2890 nt
Organism: Diceros bicornis minor
Lineage: Eukaryota; Metazoa; Chordata; Mammalia; Perissodactyla; Rhinocerotidae
Gene: DNAAF2
Product: dynein axonemal assembly factor 2
Exons: 3
Coding region: 19-2550 (843 amino acids)
Biological process (GO): axonemal dynein complex assembly
Cellular component (GO): cytoplasm
Source: RefSeq, a predicted model, not a curated record